Messenger RNA from Cydia strobilella, 6325 nucleotides. RefSeq names its product BUD13 homolog. Gene Ontology annotation, molecular function: RNA binding. Bases 82 to 1917 code for a protein of 611 amino acids. Gene Ontology annotation, biological process: mRNA splicing, via spliceosome. Gene Ontology annotation, cellular component: U2-type spliceosomal complex; RES complex. The record is from RefSeq and is a predicted model, not a curated record. Lineage: Eukaryota; Metazoa; Arthropoda; Insecta; Lepidoptera; Tortricidae. The transcript has 7 exons.
UGUUCGUUGUUGAUCGCUUGUUGUGAAACUGUAAUUCAUUUUAUUUUACAAACUAUUUUUGACUUGAAUAAGUGGAAAAAAAUGGCUGCUAAGAUCGACCAGAAAGCUUAUUUACAGAAAUAUUUAACUGGCUCGUCGGGUGACAAAAAGAAAAAGAAGAAAAAAGUCAUGAAAGGCAAAGGGAUCAAAUUAAUUGAUGAUGACAUAGACUUGUCGAAGCUCCGUCCGCUAGAUGGUGAUGAGUUUAUUUUGGACGGGGGUGAGGAUGCCCCGCAGAUCGCCGGCAUCAUCGAUGAGAGGCCCGAGGAGGUGCAGAAGAUGGAGCAGUUUAAGACUAGUUCCAAGUGGAAAGUUGUUAAUCAGGAUGAUGGUUUCAACAGUAGACUACAAGUACAAGAAAUAAAAAAGGACAUCAAAGAGAAAGAGAAGGAAAAUGAACUUGUAUUCGGGAAAAUGUACAGUGAUUCCGAAGAUGAAUCAGAAAAAGACAACUCAAAGAAUAAAAACAAAGAUAAGAGUUCUAAAAAGGCUCAAAAUAGUGAUAGUGAUAUUAGUCCACCAAGGCAAAGUUCACCUCAAAAAGAUAAAAAAUAUGAUUCAGAUCAGUCUCCUCCUAGAAAAAAUAGUCAAAAAAGAGAUAAGAGAAGAGGUCAUGACUCUGACGAGUCACCACCAAGAAGGAAAGACCAAAGAAGUAGAAAGAAUUAUGAUUCUGACCAAUCACCCCCAAGAAGAGGUCAAGAAAGGAUUAAUUACGAUUCUGACCAGUCACCUCCAAGAAAAUCUCAAAAAGAACAAAAAAGAUCAGACUUAUCGUCUUCUAGAAAAGGUCAGAAAGAUUAUGACUCUGAUGCAUCGCCUCCAAGAAAGAAUCAAAGUAAGUAUGGUUCCGAUCAAUCGCCGGCAAGGAAAAAGGAAAAUAGACCUAAAGAAAGAAGGAAACCGAGUCGUUGGGGAGACUGGGAGAAAGAACAAGAUUAUGAUAUGUCACCGCAAAGAAAAUCAAGUAAAAGCUCAAAAUCUCCAAAAAGAUAUUCAAGAUCACCACAAAGAAAAGCCAAGCACUCGCGCAGUUCAACCUCACCAAGAAGGAACGAUAAGAAUGAAAGGAAAAGGAAAUCACCAAGGAGGGGUUCAGAUUCUGACUUGUCACCACCAAGAAAACAAAAGAAUAAAGAUAAACGGAGAAAAUCUUCAGAUUCUGACUUGUCACCACCUAGAAAGAAUGGUACUAAGAAUAGAAGAAACAGUGACUCAGACCAGUCACCACCCCGAAGAAAGAAUGACAGUCCACCGCCAACCCACAAGAAAAUGGCUCGGACACUCGAAGGGAAGCUAGCGGGUCUACAAGAUGCCGGACAACUGAGGCAGGAGAAUGAAGCGUUCAGGAGGAGAGAGGAGGAAGCCUUUAGUAGGAUGAAUGAUGAAGUCUCGGGGAGAAAUGCUACAGUAGUAUCUAGGAAAAGUAAAAGAGAUACAUCAGAAGAGAGACAGAAGCAGAAAGAAAAAGCAGAAAGGCAAAAGGAGCUUGACGAAAAAUACAAAAAAUGGAGCAGAGGCCUGAAACAAAUUCAAGACCAAGAAUCCCGCGUCCAAGAUUUCGUGCACGAGUCAUCCAAGCCAUUAGCCAGACAUAAGGACGACGUAGAUUUAGAAAGCAGGCUUAAAGACAUCGAGAGAGAGGGAGAUCCUAUGCUCGCUUACAUGAGAGAGAAGAAGAGAGAACGAGGGGAACUGCCUCCAGAACGUCCCACCUACAAAGGCAGUUUCCCGCCAAACCGCUUCAACAUUCGUCCCGGUUACCGCUGGGACGGCGUCGAUCGUUCCAAUGGCUACGAAAAAAGCUUCUUCGAACACCAGAGUAAAAGGCGAGCGCAAGAAGAAGAGGCGUAUAAAUGGAGUACUGAAGACCUAUAAGCGACCUUAUGGUUAGAGCCAUUGAGUGCAUUUUGUAUUGACAUGAUUUACACAUUUGUGGCAGUUUGAAGUUCGAUUUGUUUGAAGAUGAGGUUUGUAAAUGGAACACUGAUGAUCUAUAAGCGACCUUAUGGUUAGGGUUAUUAAGUGCAUAUUAGAUUGACUUGGUUUAUACACUUAUGGCUGUUUUUAAAUUCGACCAUUACCUAAGAGCACUGUCGUUCUCUAAUCAAUCUUAUGUUUAAAGAUAUAGAGUUAAUUUUCACGUACAAGGGCAAUUUAUCGAAGCCCUGACGCAAGAAGAGGAGGCAUAUAAACGGAGUACCGACCUAUAAGCGACCUUAUGGUUAGAGAUAUUGACUGCAUUUUGUAUUGACUUGAUUUACACAUUUGUGGCAGUUUGAAGUUCGAUUUGUUUGAAGCUGUUUGUAAAUGGAACACUAAAUAUCUAUAAGCGACCUUAUGGUUAGAGACAUUAAGUGUAUUUUAGAUUGAUUUGUUAUACACUUAUGGCUGUUUUAAAAUUCGAUCGUUACCUGAGAGCAGUGUCGUUCUCUAAUCAAUCUUACGUUUAAAGAUAUAGAGUUCAUUUUCACGUACAAGGGCAAUUUAUCGAAGCCCUGACGCAAGAAGAGGAGGCAUAUAAAUGGAGUACCAAACUAUAAGCGACCUCAUGGUUUAUAAUUAGCAAGAUUAUGACUAGUGGCUCUGAGCUGUAGACCUCGCCGCCUGAGCCGGUCCGUCACCGUCGACGCAAGCUCCUGAUGACGCUCCUCGGUACGGAGUGAAACAUGUCGAGCGUUUUCGACUUAAAAGACGUGAGUGACCCGUUAUUAAUAUAUUUAAUACCUCGCGAUACAUUCAUAAGCUUAAAAUCAUUUUUUAAGCUUAUGAAGCUUUUUGUUUUUCAUUAAAACAAAAAAAAACUUCGUUGAGUCAUUAUCACAGCGUACUCACGAUGGUCUUAAGUAAGGCCCUAGACCCUAAUGACAAUUUCCACUGUUUUGAACAUUUUCCAAAAAACGAAACGAAAGAAAAAUUCUAUCUAACUACUAAACCUGCUCAUAAAAUUUCACGAGAAUCUGUUGAGAAUUGCGUAGGUUCUACUCUACGCAUACGAAAUCAGUUUGCCCGAGUCAAAAUGGAGACCUUCGCUAACGCUUCGGUCAACAUACAUACAUACAUACAUACAUAUAAUCACGCCUAUUUCCCGGAGGGGUAGGCAGAGACCACGGAUUUCCACUUGCUACGAUCCUGACAUACCUCUUUCGCUUCCUUCACUUUCAUAACAUUCCUCAUACACGCUCGCCGGUUUAGGGUGCUCUUAACCUGGCCUUUCUUCAGGAUUUCCCCGAUCUGAUCAGAGAAAGUCCGCCGAGGUCUGCCCCUUCCAACUCCCGUUUCUACCUCUCCCUUAUACACUCUCUUUGUUAGCCUUCUUUCACUCAUUCUUUCCACGUGUCCAAACCAUCUCAACAUACCUUUCUCAAUUUUUGUCACUACAUCUUCGCUCAGUCCACACUUUUCCCUUAUCACACUGUUCCUAAUUCUAUCUUGUAAUCUCACACCACACACACUUCUCAACGCUCUCAUUUCCACUGCAUUCACUUGGCUCUGAUGCCUCUUCUGCCAUACCCAACUUUCGCUACCAUACAACAGUGUAGGUACCAGCACCCCUCUAUGCACAGCCAACCGUGCCCUUUGCGACACCUUCUGGCUGCUCAUAAAAGCGUUAAGUGCCCCAUUCACGCGAUUUCCAGCACUCACUCUCCUUUCAAUAUCUUUAUCAUGCUUACCGUUCCUAGUGAAUAUUUUUAAUUAAUUUCGCUUCGGUCAAAAAGGGGAUUAUUAUACUUCGAAUGGCCUAUGAACGAACUGAAAGUUUCUAAAUAUACGAAAAAUUUUUGAUAUGGAAAGUGUUUUCUACAUAAAACAUAAAAUUAUACUUGGACUAAUUUGCGAUCUUUGUGCACGCUAUUAAUUGAUUUGAAUUUUCGGGCUAGUAAUAGUAUACACUAUUUUGAAUAUGAUCUAGUAAUUCUAGUGUAAACAUGCCCUUAAGACUAUUGUUACCAAAGAUACAUUGAUUGAGUAAGAUACGUAAAAUCUAAGACAAUUUCGUGCUUCGAAUUUGACAGGUAAACGAGAUGGCGCUGUACAGCUCCAUACAUUUUGCGGUAACUGUCAAAAAUUGACGUUUGACCAUUCAGUGACCGCAAAACAUUUUUAUUUAUUUAUAUAUCACAAUGUACACAACAAUUUUCUUACAAUUAUAUUCAUUCAUUCGUUCAUUUUUACAUUUUAAACAUUUAUUUAUGCUAUGCACUAAAAACUAAACUUAGAUACUAUCCGAAAAGUGAACAUGCAAUAUGCAUGAAUGCGGAUAUGGCACAGUACAGCGCCAUUUGUUUAGUAUGUCAAACUAAGGGGCACGUUUUUUUUCUUAUAUUUUACCUCUCUAUUACAAUCAAUUCUCUUUGCUACUGGAUAAAAUAAAUCGGUGUUCGAUGUUAAAUGUUUGUGUUUGUGCAAGUAGACUGGGACCACUGUCAGAUAAUUUGCUGACAAACUUACAAAUUAAGUUUAGACAAGUAUGUCAGUUGGUUACUAACAGUGUGAAAUAGAAGAUAAAUGUCGUAUAUCGAUGUUAGUAUACUGGUGACCUUCCGAAAACUAUCAAAUUAGCUAGUUUAAAUACUAUGGUUUAUGGUUUAAGAACAUUUCUCCAAAAGAAUAUUACAAUUCACUUACAUAGAGAAAUACAAACAAACAUUACAUACAUUAUUUACAGAGUGCACGAAUAGCACAAAAUAUAUUCUAAAACAGAACAAAGUAACUUAUUUAUUUUUGCAAGAAAAAAAUGGGUAUGUUGUACAGUGGGUAAAUACUUGGGUAAAUAUUGUGAAGUUUUUUUACCUAAAUGUUAUAGAAGACAAAUCUUAUACUAAAUUUUAGUGUCAGCCAGGAGACACCUUAAAUAACAAAAAAAAAUACUUAUUUAUUAAUUUCUUAUGAUAUGAUAUUUUAGAUCCGGUUGCAUAAUACCUUUUAUUCGUAAUCUUUCACAUUCAUUAUUAUCUUUGUUAAAAAAUAUGUAUGUAAUUGUAAUUAUAAUUAUUUCAGUAGAUUUCGGGAGGUAACCCAUUUGACCGUAGUGCCCCAUAAUACCAAAAACUGUACGAUAUUACAGUCUUCCAAAAGUCCUGUAACGUCUUUAUUUGCUUUUCUACUUGGUGAGACAUUCAAAAUUAUUUGGAAGACAAUUUUAAGAACUUGAAUUUUACCUAAAACUAUUGGUUACUGUCAAUUUUUGUAGUAAAACUAAGAUACUUGCGUCAAUUUCUUCACUUAGUUACUCCAUGAUUUCUAAAUUUCCAUAGUUUUUUUUUAACACCUUUUAUAGCACACAAUUCUAUUAAGUAGCUAUCACCUAAAAAAAGCACAGGUCUGUGUUUUUUUUUUUUUUUUAUUAUAUGACAUCAGAAAGAAACUGGAUUCUUACACAAAUAAAAAAAUAUAGAUCUCGGACAGAACAGGUGGAAAAUUCUAGGAUAAAAAGUAAUAGUAGUAAAAACGAGAAAAGACUACUCUAAAUUUGGAAAGUUACCUCAUCUGGGGAUGGAAAUCACAAACCCAAUCCCACGCGCAAGAAGUAAGUUGUCAACAUCCGUCUCGUGCGAGACCUUUAUUUUGCAUAUUUUUUUUGGAUCAAUCAAAUUUUUCGUGACCCAGGAGACAACUCAAAGGUACCUAUAGUUUCUUAACAAAUUUUCAUCUCUAGGUAACAUUCUAAUGAAAUGUCAAAUGUAUGACCUAACUGUAGUAAUAGUUUUGUGAUCAAAAAUAAUGUAGAGUGAGCCAGGAGACAAUAAACUAAACUAAAAAUUUGAUUGACUCAUUAAAGAAAAACAACCCGAAAACUAUGUUAACUAAGUUUACAGUAACUAACAGGUCAAUUCGAACGUACACUGACAUAUAUCUGAAAGAUGUCAUUAAGUGGUCUUGCGUCUCGCUUGCGCCAAUACAUUGUACGGACGAGUACGAGCGAAAUGCACGAUAACUUAAUGACAUCAUAAUUAAAUCUCAAUCUGAUGCCAGUGUACGCUCAAAUUGGCCUGUAAAAAAAAUUGUCUUAUGAAAGCCUAAGUCCAAUGAUUUGAAAUUGAACCUUAUACACGAUAUAUAAAGAUAGUUUUUGAUUGAUAUUUUUGAAAUAAUCACUUUGUAUGUCGACUGACUUUCGCAAGGUCUUAGACGCUUUUGCGUUUCUAAGGUGGACUUUAUGUUGAAGAUAUAAGGUUGGAAAUAGAAGAGUUUGCGAAAGGCAGUUAAAUUAUGUAUUGAUGUUAGCUACACAAAUAAACAGGGAAUAUGAUGUUGAGUAAAUAAAUGGAAGUUUAAAUGUGAA